AUGCCUGAGAAGAUAGAUCAAGAGGGUGCUGGGCGGGUCACUCGAAUACUACCCGUCCACCGAUUUGCAGACUGCUCACCAGGUCAAGACAUCUUAGCAAAAUGGGCUGGACAGGUCAAACAGGAAGGGCCCGAAGUUACAGCUCUUCUUGAAGCUGCGGAGGCUAUCCGUACUAGUGAUGUCCCUGUGGCCUUUCCGACGGAAACAGUGUAUGGAUUAGGAGCAGACGCUACACGCAGUGCAGCGGUUCAGGGAAUAUACAAGGCGAAACAGCGGCCAUCGGACAAUCCACUUAUUGUUCAUGUCAGCUCUAGGGAACAACUUGAACGACUUCUUCAGACUUCUCAGCCGUCAAAUGGGGCCAUACACAACCCUACUGCAUCACCUAUUCCGAAAAUAUAUGAACCAGUAAUCGAGAAAUUCUGGCCAGGAGCGCUAAGCAUUAUCCUUCCCAACCCCUCUCAUUUGCCUUUAGCACCGGAAGUCACUGCGAGUCUCUCAACUUUUGCCGUACGGAUGCCUUCAUCUCCCCUGGCGCGACUCCUGAUCGCACUUGCUGAUAGGCCAGUGGCUGCACCGUCCGCAAAUGCUUCUACAAAACCUUCUCCUACCACUGCACAGCAUGUAUAUACAGAUCUUCAGGGACGCAUUGAUAUCAUCCUAGACGGCGGACCAUGUGGAGUGGGUGUUGAGAGUACCGUUGUCGAUGGGCUUAGUUCGCCACCUGCAAUUCUCCGACCAGGUGGAGUUGGCAUUGACGAACUACGAACUUGCCCGGGAUGGGAGAAUGUGCAAAUUGGCUACAAGGACGGAGCUUUACAAGGCAAAGCUACUCCUCGAGCUCCAGGGAUGAAGUAUAAGCAUUAUUCUCCAAAAGCAAGGGUUGUCCUUUUCGAGGCUGGGCAGGACAUCUCCUUUGUUACGAACCGAAUAAUUACUGAUAUCAAUAAACGAUCCGAGCCGGGAAAUGAUGCAACUUUUUUCUCAUCUAUCGGUAUUAUUCGAACGAAAACGUGGAAAAAGGGGCUGGGGAUAUCUCAACCACCGCCCAAUGAUGCAAAUGGUGAAGUUGCACCUUCGACUAUAAACUCGCCCGCCGAUAUACCAAUAACAUGUAACGAAAUCAGUUCAACCUCACAAAUCACCCACAUGUUUGAUAUAUAUUUAGGAGACGACACUUCGUCCAUUGCUCGCGGCUUGUUCUCUGCCCUUCGCAGCCUUGACGAAAGGAAUGUAUCCGUUAUCUACAUUGAAGGAAUAUCAGAUACCGAAGGAGAUUUAGCGGCAGCUGUCAUGAAUCGAUUACGAAAAGCUGCUGAGGAAGAAGUCAAGGUUUCUCAAUGA
This is a messenger RNA of Microsporum canis CBS 113480, 1344 nucleotides long. Its product is annotated as translation initiation protein Sua5. Gene Ontology annotation, molecular function: nucleotidyltransferase activity; double-stranded RNA binding; tRNA binding. Gene Ontology annotation, cellular component: cytoplasm. The transcript has a single exon. The coding region runs from base 1 to 1344 and encodes 447 amino acids. NCBI's taxonomy places the organism in Eukaryota, Fungi, Ascomycota, Eurotiomycetes, Onygenales, Arthrodermataceae. Gene Ontology annotation, biological process: regulation of translational fidelity. The record is from RefSeq and is a predicted model, not a curated record.